ACAAAUGGUGUUUUCACGCCUUAUCGCUUGUUAUGAAAUUGAUUUUGAUUCAUAUAAAUUAAGGUCUACCGGAUGUGUCCCGUUAAAGAAGGGCUAUGUGUUGACUGCUUUACAUCUGAGAAAUAAAGACCAUGUCGACCGCACUGUUACUUCUCCUCUGGAAUGGCCUGUUUGGUGUCGUGGUCGCAGUGACCGCUCCUGUGACAAUAACGCAGGACUGGGGAGGCCGCUUCCAGGGUGACCUCACGUUUACUGUUCCUGAAAAUAUGGCCGGAUGGGAAGUGAAACUUAACUUCUCGGCUCCAGUUGGAAAGAUCGACGAAUGGAUGGGUGACGAGGUCAGUCGUUCAGCGGACAACACGCAGAUCCUGCUGGUCAACAAGCAGCAUACAGGAGUCUUGGCAAAGGGAGACUCACUGCAUAUCCAAAUGUUCGUCACUCACCCGGGCACAAAAGCACCAUCAGGAAUAGGGGAGCUAAUCAAUCUGGGUCAUGACAACUUCGUGCCACCUUCGGCCCCGCCUGACCAUGAUGGUACAAAGUAUGAUCUCAACGAGGUCCUAGAAAAGUCCAUCCUGUUCUUUGAGGCCCAGAGGUCUGGUAAACUGCCGGCAACUAACCGUAUCCCUUGGAGAGGGGACUCCGCCCUAGGCGACCGGGGCGACAACGGAGAAGAUCUGACGGGCGGUUGGUAUGACGCCGGGGACCAUGUGAAAUUCAACUUUCCGAUGGCGUUUUCCGUGACGUCACUGGCAUGGGGACUUCUAGAGUUCAAGGACGCAUAUUCUGAUUCCGGGCAGCUGGAAUACAUGUACGACAGCAUCCGAUGGCCACUAGAUUACCUUCUCAGAUGCCACGUAUCACCACACGUUUACUACGUGCAGGUCGGGGACGGUGGCCAGGACCAUUCCUACUGGGGCAGGCCUGAGAACAUGACAAUGCCACGCCCCGCCUACAAGAUCGACGAGACACAUCCCGGAAGUGACGUAGCUGCUGAGACCGCCGCAGCCUUCGCCGCUAGCUAUUUGGUGUUCAAAAACAAAAAUGCUACGUUCGCCACUCAGCUGCUGAAUCACGCCAAAACGAUGUUCCAAUUUGCCGAGGCCUUUCCAGGCAAAUACUCCGACAGCGUCAGCGCGGCUGCUGGAUUCUACAGGUCCUUCAACGUCACAGAUGAGAUGUGCUGGGGAGCGGCAUGGCUGUAUCUUGCCACUAGCGACCCCCAUUACCUGCAGGUGGCCGAGCGCAACUACAUUACCGGGGCCGCCUGGGGACAGUCCUGGGACGAAAAAAACUCCGGAUGCAUGGUGCUGCUUUACAAAGUGACACAGAAGGCUCAGUACAAGACCGACAUCAUUGCCACGUUCGCCGACUGGAUGCCUGGAGGCAGUAUCCCGUACACACCUAAGGGUCUUGCAUACCGUUCACAGUGGGGCAGCAACCGCUACUCAGCAAACAUGGCCCUGAUCGCUAUCAUGGCGUCCCUGCAAGGAAUUCACACCAAGCAGUACCAACGGUGGGCGGAGUCGCAGAUCAACUACAUGCUUGGAGACAACGGGCGGAGCUACGUUGUUGGCUUCGGAACGAACCCUCCCACACAACCACAUCACCGCGGAAGCUCCUGUCCAAGCGCCCCCGCCCCUUGCUCCAGUUUUAACCAGCAACAGAACGGCCCCAACCCGCACGUGCUGUACGGGGCUCUCGUGGGUGGGCCCGGGCAGAACGACGACUACACGGACAGUCGGAACGACUAUGUGAAGAAUGAGGUCGCAUGUGACUACAAUGCUGGCUUCCAAUCGGCGGUAGCAGGAAUCAAAGCUCUGUACAUGCGUGGAGCCUUACCAUAAAUGACUGAUAUUGACCAACACAACGCAAUUCCAGUCACUUCGUAAAACAUGGUUUCCAAGUUGAUUCGGUUGUAUGCUGAUAAAAUAUUCUUAACUAAAAUAAAAUAAACGACU
This is a messenger RNA of Dreissena polymorpha, 1961 nucleotides long. Its product is annotated as endoglucanase E-4-like. The record is from RefSeq and is a predicted model, not a curated record. Lineage: Eukaryota; Metazoa; Mollusca; Bivalvia; Myida; Dreissenidae. Gene Ontology annotation, biological process: carbohydrate metabolic process. The coding region runs from base 132 to 1847 and encodes 571 amino acids. Gene Ontology annotation, molecular function: hydrolase activity, hydrolyzing O-glycosyl compounds; polysaccharide binding. The transcript has 13 exons.